AUGGCGACGCCGUGGAACAGCUCCUCGAGCACGAGCAGCCUGUGGGCCGCCCUGGGGCAGGCCUCCAGCGUGGCACAGCUAGUCGGCGUGGACGCGCUUGGGCUCGUCUCCAUGGUGGACUGCGGCUACCUCCGGCGUCUGCUCCUGGGCGGACAUAUGGCCGACGAGCUCCGCGCCGCGCAGAACGAGAUUGACAUGUUCAUCCGCCUCAUCCCGCUCAUCGCCCUUGUGGACAAUUCGACAAACAGUCGUCGUGCCAAGGUCGAGGAGGGGGUGCUCAGUGUAGUCACAGAUAGUUCAAAUCAUCACAUCAGAUUUCCAGCAAGAGAUUUGGAGUUCACCAAAAUAUGCAUUCAAGGUGCUACAGAACUUCGCAAUGUUCAAGAACAGCCAUUUGUAGGCAAAGUGGACCUGCAAGAGCAGAAAAUCUCCAACGUUGAAGAACUUAUGGAGCUUUGUGCCCAUAUAGAAGCGACUUGCAUGGGAUUCUCAAAGUUCAACUUCUUUCAGAUCAUGGAUGGUACAGGAAAUUUCUCAGAAAAGGCAAUAAUUGGACGGGGUGGAUUUGCCACGGUUUACAAGGAACCAUUGCAGUGUGAGUUGUCCGAUGGAGUUACGGUUGCCAUCAAGAGAGCUCAUGAGUGCGCAACAGUCGGCAGUGAAUUGCAGCUUGCAAAGCUUCAGCAUACCAAUCUGAUUAGGUUACUUGGGUGGUGCAUUCAUGAGAAAGAAAGGAUUCUGGUCUAUGAGUUCAUGCACAAUGGUUCCUUGGACGGUCACAUAUACGACAGAACAAAAGGGUCAUUGCUAGACUGGUCUAAGCGACUCAAGAUAAUCAAAGGGUUAAUAGAGGGGCUUGUUUAUAUGCACAAAGGCUCCAUGUUAUGGAUUGUCAAUAGGGACUUGAAACCAAAUAAUAUCCUCUUGGAUUAUAACUUGAACCCAAGGAUUGCUGAUUUUGGAUCAGCUAGAGCACUGAGUUCAGAAGUAGCAGAAGAGCAUACAAACAUGGUUGUGGGCACUUGUGGUUACAAAGCUCCGGAGUAUGCAUCUCGAGGAGUUUACUCAGUGAAGACGGAUGUGUUCAGUUUCGGCGUCUUGGUUCUGGCAAUCAUAACCGGACGGAAGAAUACCAUACUCGACAGACGAGGGGAUACUGUUGGUGACCUUGUGCGCGACGCCUGGCAUAUGUGGAAGGACAAAAUAUUGCAUGAGCUUGUUGAUCCGUCUCUAGGGAACAGAUAUGAAAUCGCCGAGAUAACGCGCUGUGCUCACAUGGCACUCCUUUGUGCCCAGGAAGAUCCAGCAGAUCGGUCCACCAUGACAGAUGUUGCUGCCAUGCUGAAUUCUGAAAGCAUGAGCUUAUCAAUGGAGCCUAAGCAGCCUACAGUGCUGAGUAAAGGAAGUGAUGGUGAAAGCACGGCAUCUACAUACAUGGGCCAAUCAAGCAGGACAAUAGACAUAACCAUCACGAGCUCAGCUCCCAUGUCGACUAGAGUUCGAAUCAUUCUGGACCCGGAGUGCAGCUGCGCUAAUUGA
Messenger RNA from Triticum turgidum subsp. durum (durum wheat), 1539 nucleotides. Lineage: Eukaryota; Viridiplantae; Streptophyta; Magnoliopsida; Poales; Poaceae. The record is from the annotation of a GenBank genome assembly.